Molecule: messenger RNA, 2017 nt
Organism: Trichosurus vulpecula (common brushtail)
Lineage: Eukaryota; Metazoa; Chordata; Mammalia; Diprotodontia; Phalangeridae
Gene: SSTR2
Product: somatostatin receptor 2
Exons: 2
Coding region: 235-1344 (369 amino acids)
Biological process (GO): neuropeptide signaling pathway; cellular response to glucocorticoid stimulus; cellular response to estradiol stimulus
Cellular component (GO): neuron projection; membrane
Molecular function (GO): somatostatin receptor activity; neuropeptide binding
Source: RefSeq, a predicted model, not a curated record
ACCAGGAGAGUGCGGCGCAGAGAAGGAAUUCUCCGCUCCAGUUUACUCCGGGGACCCCUACUUGAAGGAAGAAGGGACCAGAGGAGCGGAGCAAGAGGACGAACUGCACCAGUGGAGCUGGCCAAGCGAAGAUGCUACGAUUUGUCUUUUGCCUCCAGGAUCCUCUAAGGUGAAAACUGAUUCACUUCAAGUUCUUUGAACUGGUUAGAGGUAGGCCGUUGCUACAGAGCAGCCAUGGAUCUGGAGCUUGAGCUGCCCAAUGGGAGUCGAAUAUGGUCAUCUCCUUUAUUUGACCCUAAUGGGUCAAUGGCAUCUGCAAACAACUCAAACAAAACAGAGACAUACUAUGACCAGACCAGCAAUGCCAUUCUCACCUUCAUCUACUUUUUGGUCUGUAUCAUUGGGUUGUGUGGUAACACGCUGGUCAUUUAUGUCAUCCUCCGUUACGCCAAGAUGAAGACCAUCACCAACAUCUACAUCCUUAACCUGGCCAUUGCUGAUGAGCUCUUCAUGCUGGGUAUGCCCUUCCUGGCCAUGCAAGUCGCCUUGGUCCAUUGGCCCUUUGGCAAGGCCAUCUGCCGGGUGGUUAUGACUGUGGAUGGCAUCAACCAGUUCACCAGCAUCUUCUGCUUGACUGUCAUGAGCAUUGAUCGCUACCUGGCUGUGGUCCACCCCAUUAAGUCAGCCAAGUGGAGGAGACCCCAGACAGCCAAGAUGAUUAAUGUGGCUGUCUGGGGACUCUCCCUGCUGGUCAUCUUGCCAAUCAUGAUAUAUGCUGGGCUCAGGAACAACCAAGGUGGGAGAAGCAGCUGCACCAUCAACUGGCCAGGUGAAUCUGGGGCAUGGUACACAGGGUUCAUCAUCUACACCUUCAUCUUGGGGUUCCUGGUGCCCCUCACAAUCAUUUGCCUUUGCUACCUGUUUAUCAUUAUCAAGGUCAAGUCCUCUGGAAUCCGAGUAGGUUCUUCCAAGAGGAAAAGGUCAGAGAAGAAGGUCACCCGCAUGGUAUCAAUAGUGGUAGCUGUCUUUAUCUUCUGCUGGCUCCCCUUCUACAUAUUUAAUGUUUCUUCAGUCUCGGUUGCCAUCAUGCCCACUCCAGCCCUCAAAGGCAUGUUUGACUUUGUAGUGGUACUUACCUAUGCCAAUAGCUGCGCCAAUCCCAUUCUAUAUGCUUUCUUGUCUGACAACUUCAAGAAGAGCUUCCAGAAUGUCCUUUGUCUGGUCAAGGCAAGUGGCGCAGAUGAUGGGGAGAGAAGUGACAGCAAGCAAGACAAGUCCCGACUCAAUGAGACCACAGAGACGCAGAGAACUCUCCUCAAUGGAGACCUCCAGACCAGCAUCUGAACCUUCUCUAAGAACCUCCUAUGUUUCUACCCAUUGGCUAUAUUCUUUUCCUCCCAUCUACUACAGCCUUUUCCUGGAGAAAGAAGACAGUUGUUCUGAGGGAGUCCUAAUGAGAGAACAGUAUUUGAACCUACUUGUCUGAGUACAUGGUAAUGAUACACUAAAUUAGUUACCUCCGCACUUAAAAGGGAACAAUUCAAAUGCAGGAAGGCUGUUCAAAGUGUGGAUAGAGAGAAAAGGAUUUUACUUGGGUAUGAUUUCCAGGAAUGCUGAGACUCAUCAAGAAAAGAGAUCUGUAUCUGUGUGUUUGUCUUUCAAAUAUGUUAUGUGACCACACGUUAUUAUAUGAAUAUUUGCAUCCUACAAAUUUAUAUUCAUAUUUGUAGCUAUUCCCUUUAUAGUUAUCACCUCAAUUCCUUGUGUUUGUGUAUACAUGCUUCCCAUAGAUAAGGUAUGUAAUAUAGAGGAUAUCAAGUGAAGAAAUGUACACAGAUAUGUAACACAUUGCUGAGUUCAGGCAAAUAAUUUUUAAGCCCGAGGAAUGGAAAAGCAAAAACUUUUGGAAGAAUCAGAACAUAUGUUCACAUGUUCUGUCUGACAUACUCCACGGAUUAUUUAUUUAUUCAAGUGAACUGAAGCAGUAGUGGUUGUUAAUUAUUGUAUUUAUCAAGAC